This is a messenger RNA of Staurois parvus, 271 nucleotides long. The record is from the annotation of a GenBank genome assembly. Lineage: Eukaryota; Metazoa; Chordata; Amphibia; Anura; Ranidae.
AUAUACUGUAUUUUUCGCUCCAUAAGACGCACCUGACCAUAAGAUGCACCUAGGUUUUAGAGGCAGAAAACAAGAUAAAACAUAUUCUGAACCAAUGGACUGCAGACACAGUACAGGAGAUGACCAGAGACUGCGGACACAGUACAGGAGAUGACCAGAGACUGCAGACACAGUACAGGAGAUGACCAGAGACUGCGGACAUAGUACAGGAGAUGACCAGAGACUGCGGACACAGUACAGGAGAUGACCAGAGACUGCGGACAUAGUACAG